Messenger RNA from Fraxinus pennsylvanica, 513 nucleotides. The record is from the annotation of a GenBank genome assembly. NCBI's taxonomy places the organism in Eukaryota, Viridiplantae, Streptophyta, Magnoliopsida, Lamiales, Oleaceae.
AUGAAAUUUACCAAGCCAAGACCUAGAAAAGAUUCCACCUUCGAUAAAAUUGAAGAACACCCUGAUAAGGCCUUGGCUGGUAAAGUGAGUGGUGGAAGAGGGAAAAAGGCCAUGAAGAAAAUCUUUCAAGGCAUUGAAAAACUCCAAGAAACCGAAAAUUUGGAGGAAACUCAGAUGGACUCGAAAAAUGUUAAAUUCACUUUUGUACUUGGUGAAUUGUGGGAAAAUGCAGUCUUUGAAAAUGUUGUAGGAGUUCAGGAAGAUUCAGAGGUGGCCAAGAAAAGUUUGGAGAGUAUUGAAUUUGAUAUUCCAUUUGGGGAGGUUGAAAAUGAAGGGAAAUUGAAGAAAAUGCCAUGGGAGAGAGAUGAGAAAAUGGUGAUUAGGAGGGUAAAAAAGGAGAAAGAGGUUACCACUACUGAGUUGGUUCUUGAUGGAGUAUUACUAAAGAGGUUGCAGGGCGAGGCUGCAAUGACGAGAAAAUGGGUGAAGGUUAAGAAAGUUGGGGUGACUUGA